This is a messenger RNA of Phalaenopsis equestris, 687 nucleotides long. RefSeq lists its product as uncharacterized. Gene Ontology annotation, molecular function: mRNA binding; demethylase activity. Bases 1 to 687 code for a protein of 228 amino acids. Gene Ontology annotation, biological process: mRNA catabolic process. The transcript has a single exon. The record is from RefSeq and is a predicted model, not a curated record. Lineage: Eukaryota; Viridiplantae; Streptophyta; Magnoliopsida; Asparagales; Orchidaceae.
AUGGUUCAAGGAAAGUAUGUUAAUAUACUUGAAGGAUUAGAAUUGCACACCAAUGUAUUCACUGGCAGUGAGCAGGAUGACAUUGUAGAGCAUGUAUUUUUGGAAAAAGACAUGGGGCAUGCUGGUCGGUUAAGCAGAAGAAUAUAUUCCGAGCCUAGGAAGUGGAAACGCCGUAAGAGAAAGGUUACAAUACAGCAUGGUUGCUGCUACAAUUUUGCUCAGGACAAAGUAGGAAAUCCGCCUGGAAUAUUUUGUCAUGAUGAAGUUGACCCUUUACCAUCAUUCAUAAAAAGGAUAAUCAUACGAUUGGUGACUUGGUGUAUCUUACCAGCAGAUUGUAUUCCUAGUAGCUGCAUAAUUAAUAUCUACGAGGCUAGUGAUUGUAUUCCUCCGCAUGUUGAUCAACAUGAUUUUGCAAGACCAUUAUGCACGGUCUCAUUUAUCAACAAGUGUAACAUUAUGUUCGGGACAGAAAUUCAAAUUGUUGACGACGGAGAAUUUCAAGGUUUUGUGGAGAUCCCUUUGCCUGUGGGCUCGGUUUUGGUUCUGCAAGGGAACAACGCUGAUGUAGCUAAACACUGCAUCCCUGGAGUACUAUAUCCAAGAGUUUCUAUAACUCUCAGGAGGGUGAAUGAGGACAAUAUGCCAUUCCGUUUUAGGCUUGAUCUUGAGAUAGAGAAUUUAUAG